AUGUCGUCGUCUCCUGCUCAAAACUCACCGGUGAGCUCACCGCCCACUCAAUGGAAUAAUGACGACUUCAAAAUGGCUCGAUGCAUUGCAGAAUUCUCCAUAAAUUCCCGAGCACCUGUCCCAUUUCAUGCAAUUAGUGGACGAAUCAUCAGAGAAAACCCUGAAAUCAAUCGAAAAGUGUCUGAAAUCGAUGAAUUCGUCAAGACAUUCGCCAACAAUUCUCUCGCUUUUUUUCCACGUAUUCAUCCGUGGCUUUAUGCGAAAAUAUUCUUUGUUUGUGAUACUCCUCUUUCGUCGGAUCAAAUUGAAAUAUUUUCCACUAAUGCAGACAUGGCAGUCGAUGCACACAACUACAUCAUAUAUUACAGACAAAAAGAGGGGGAGGCGGAGUUUGGAGACCCGAGAAUGAAGGAUUAUAGAAAAAGCGAUAUUCAGAUGAAAUCUGAAAAUUCGACGAAAAAAGAUUCAGAAGACGUCGAAACCGUCAAAAAAGCGAUUCAGAAAUCAACAGAAGAAAAACAAAAAGAGCAGACACCGAUUAUCGAUUUAACCAAUUCCUCUGAUUCCGAUUCCAACAAAGAUGAGGAAGAAGAGGGAUCGAAGGAGAAUAAAAACACAGAAAAGAAUAUCACUGAAACACCAUUAAAACCGAUGACAAAAAACGAGUUAUGGAGUGAGAGAGAUGAAUCAGAACUAUUAAAAUUCUGUGUCGAAAAGUGUCGAAAUGUGACAUUUCCAUUCAAUAUCAGACAGUUGUGUGAGGAAUUCAAGGAGACGAGUGGAACGAAUCGGACAGUCGAGUGUUUACAGACAAGAAUCUCCUUGACACGUUCAAAGAUCCACAAGAGGACAAAUAUCGAUAUGGAGACAAAAAUCAAAUUGAUUUAUGCAUUAAAGACACCGAUUGAUAAGAAAUUUCUGAGAGAAAUAUGUAAAAAUGCGGAUGUAAUAUUGAAUAAAAGGAAUCAAAUCAUGAAAUAUCAAGAGAGAAGACAAGGAGGAUUGAAAUUAAAUGUCUAUCAUAAUACUCACAAUCCGGAAACUAGCUUAAAGCGAGACGAAGAAAUGUUGAAACUUCUUGAAGAACUAUCUGUCACCAGAGAAUUCCCGAUUUCUGAUGUCUCAUUCGUCAAUAAAUUCAAAGAAUCGACGGGUUCGAGUGAAGAAAUUAAUAGUUUGAAAUACAGAUAUCGACUCGUCAAAAAUCGAAUUUUCGAAUGUUCGGAACUCGAUAUGGAUACAAGAAUCAAUAUGAUGUAUAUAUCAAGUACAAGGGUUUCAGAUAAUGUGCAUAAAGAAAUUCUGAAGUGGAAUGUCAAUGUGGAGAUUGAUUCCGAUGGAAGGAUUGAGAUGAAAUAUGACAAUUCGACGAAAAAAGAUUCAGAAGACGUCAAACCCAUUACCCAAACUAUGAAAGAACUGAAAAAAGAGAUAACAGAGGAUUCAAAGAGUAUUCAUAUUCUGAAAAUACCGAAAGCAGAAGAUGUUGAGAAGCUACUAAAUGAUGACAAUUCGAUGAGUCUCCAGAAAUUUCUCAAAAUUCUUCUCAGUAUAAUUGGACCAUUGAACUCACCAAAACUAAUAAAAUUGCAGUCAGAAAUAGAGAAGGCUGCUUCGGAAUCCGAUCAUAACAUCCCACUCGAAAUCAUCUCCAAUUCUCUCGACAAUAUUCUUCUUUUCGCCACUAAAUUUGCCACGAAUUUCAUCGCCAACGAAGAUUCCACGUGUCUAAACAAAUUUCUGACGAUUGUCGAAACGGCGACAUUCACUAUGAGCCACGUGGAUUUCAAUAAAAAGUUGAGAGCUCAUUAUGAAGAAGCUUCGAAUAAGAGAAUUCCAAUCAACAAGAUUCGCUAUGCUAUUGAUUACGUUCUGGAAAUGGUUCUUCGAUAA
Molecule: messenger RNA, 1893 nt
Organism: Caenorhabditis remanei
Lineage: Eukaryota; Metazoa; Nematoda; Chromadorea; Rhabditida; Rhabditidae
Exons: 9
Coding region: 1-1893 (630 amino acids)
Source: RefSeq, a predicted model, not a curated record